Molecule: messenger RNA, 465 nt
Organism: Histoplasma capsulatum G186AR
Lineage: Eukaryota; Fungi; Ascomycota; Eurotiomycetes; Onygenales; Ajellomycetaceae
Exons: 1
Coding region: 1-465 (154 amino acids)
Source: RefSeq, a predicted model, not a curated record
AUGGAGGCCAGGUCAGACAGCAGCAGCAAGAACAACAAUACCCAGCGGCUUUGCUCGUCCCUCCCCCCAAACCUGUGGCAUAAUCAUCCGUCCGCCAAUUCUCGUGGGCGCAACCGCCUGUUCGACCCUCCACUAACCACCUCUUCUCCUCUUGAUGAACCCAUUCUUGCACGUCGCACUGCAGGAUUGCGCCAACUGAAUGGCCUCCCGCGUCAGUUUCAGCGCAGCCAUAGGCAUACUACUUCUAUCUGUAGCAGAUCAUCUUUGCCCUCCCAGCCAGUGGUAGUUAGGACGUACUCUGCCGAAACUGAUGCUCAGACACAGCCAUCUGCCAUGUCACGAGGUACCUCCGCUGCAAACAGACCACCUGCCCAGCUGCCACCCGUCCAGGACUUCGGCAUUGACGGUAUUCUCAGAGCAAUUGAACCUGAUAUUCAAAGCACUUUUUUAAGGAGCAAUCGCUGA